Scatophagus argus is the source of this 3814-nucleotide messenger RNA. It is a transcript of the gene eif4g2a, whose product is annotated as eukaryotic translation initiation factor 4, gamma 2a. Gene Ontology annotation, molecular function: protein binding; mRNA binding; translation initiation factor activity. The record is from RefSeq and is a predicted model, not a curated record. The transcript has 21 exons. Lineage: Eukaryota; Metazoa; Chordata; Actinopteri; Scatophagidae. Gene Ontology annotation, cellular component: eukaryotic translation initiation factor 4F complex. The coding region runs from base 694 to 2772 and encodes 692 amino acids.
GACAACAACUACACUGACGUUCCUUUUGUAAAGGUCGCUCUUUCCUGCCCUACUCCCGGAACAUUAUUCUUUUCACAUAUUCUUUGUCAAGCCGCCAAAGUGGAGAGUGUCGUUGCACCAGGGGGUCCUUCUCGUUUCAGUGUAGGGGGAGGAGGUGGGGGUGCACCUCAGCACUAUCCCAAGACUGUCGGCAACAGCGAGUUCCUGGGGAAAACCCCAGGUUCUGGCGUUCAGAGAUGGGUACCUUCUCGAAGCACUAGACGAGAUGCCAACUCCUACAACGAGAAAGGGCAAAAGGAUGCAAUCUUCAGGAAAGUGAGAGGCAUACUUAAUAAGCUGACUCCUGAGAAGUUUGACAAACUAUGCCUGGAGCUCCUCAAUGUGGGUCUAGAUUCAAAAGUUGUCUUAAAAGGAAUCAUCUUGUUGAUUGUUGACAAGGCCCUUGAAGAGCCCAAGUAUAGCCAGUUAUACUCUCAGUUAUGUCUACGCUUGGCAGAAGAUGCACCAAACUUUGAAGAUUCAUCAACAGAAAAUCAAGCCACACAAAAGCAGAAUACUACCUUCAGAAGGCUUCUGAUUUCCAAGCUUCAAGAUGAGUUCGAGAACCGUGCCAAAAACGUUGAAAUCUUUGACAAACAUGACGGCCCUCUCACCUCUGAUGAGGAGGAGCAGCGUGCUGUUGCAAAGAUCAAAAUGCUGGGCAACAUCAAAUUCAUUGGGGAACUUGGCAAACUCAACCUUAUCCACGAAUCUAUCCUUCACAAGUGCAUCAAAACACUUUUGGAUAAGAAGAAGAAAGUCCAACUUAAGGAUAUGGGUGAAGAUUUGGAAUGCCUCUGUCAGAUAAUGAAAACAGUGGGACCUAAACUUGAUCACGACAAGGCGAAGUCUUUGAUGGAUCAGUACUUUGGCCGCAUGCAGAUCUUAACGACCAGCAAGGAGCUGCCAGCUAGAAUCCGUUUCCUGCUGCAGAAUACAGUGGAGUUGCGGGAAAACAACUGGACGCCUCGCAAAGCUCAUGUUGACAACGGACCGAAGACGAUCAGCCAAGUUCGUCAGGAGGCAGUAAAGGAUUUGGGUGUUUUUAUUCCACCCCCAGCUGAUGGCAUGAGAAAUGACUUCUUUAUGGAAAACUCCUUCCUGCCAACAAGGAUCAAGUUUGACAGGGAACCUCUUGGUAGGCUGGCUGAUAUGUUUGGACAGAUGCCUGUAGGAAGUGGCAUAGGUACAGGUCCAGGAGUCAUCCAGGACCACUAUUCCCCUACCAUGGGACGACAUCGCACAAACCCACACUACAAUGGCCAUAUUAUGAAUGGCAACAGUUUACACCAGCCUCAGUUUGAAGCAGGAAGCAAACCAUUCAUAAAAUCAAACCAGGGGCAGAAUUCACCAGUUUUCAACCAUAAACAGAAUCACUCAGUGCAGAUGCAGUCUAAGGAUAUGACUCCACGUUUCAGCAAGAAGGGGAAGGUCAAUGCUGAUGAGAUCAGUCUGAGGCCAGCACAGUCCUUCAUCUUGAAUAAAAAACAAGUGCAGAAGCUGCAGCCACAGAUGACUAUGAUUCCUACCCAAGGUUCCUCACUAGGACAGUCCCCACAGCUUGGCCUGAAAAUCAAUCCUCCUCCAAUUCAGGAAAAACCAGCAAAAUCCACUAAAAAAGCCCCCCCUACAAAAGAAGAGUUGCUCAAAAUGACAGAGACAUUGGUGGCAGACUACCUGAACAGCAAGAACAUUGAUGAGGCAGUGAAUGCUGUAAGGGAGAUGAAGCCUCCAAAGCACUUUUUGUCAGAGAUGCUUUACAAGAUUGUGGUCUAUUCCCUUGAUCGCUCAGAUGAGGAUAAGGAACAUGCAAGCACCCUGAUCCAUGCACUCUGCAAUGAGAGCAUUGUCACUGGUGAAAACCUAAUUCAGGCCUUUCUAAGUGUUCUGGACCAGUGUCCCAAGAUCGAGGAAGAAGUCCCACUGGUGAAGUCCUACCUGGCACAGUUUGCAGCACGUGCAAUCGUUGCUGACCUGAUCAGCAUCGCAGAUUUGGCCCAUCAGCUGGAAAAUGGUGCACAUUUCCCAUUGUUCUUGCUCUGCCUGCAGCAGAUGGUCAAACUGAAGGACCGCGAGUGGCUGGCUGACAUGUUCCAGCAGAGCAAGAUCUCCAUGCAGAAGAUGCUGCCUGAAAUUGACCAGAACAAGGACAGGAUGCUGGAGAUUCUGGAGGGCAAAGGUCUCGGCUUUCUGUUUCCACUCAUGAAACUGGAAAAGGAGCUGCUGAAACAGAUCAAAGUAGAUCCCUCUCCGCAGUCCAUCUACAAGUGGAUCAAAGAAAACAUCUCUCCUAAACUCCACACUGACAAAGGCUUUGUCAACAUCCUCGUGACCAGUUUCCUGCAGUACAUUGCUUAUGAGAUCAACCCUGAUGAUGAUGAUGAGCAGCUUGCAGCUCCCACUAAAGAGCAGCUGGAUGAAGAGAAACAACUCUUGCUGUCUUUCAAGCCCGUGAUGCAGAAGUUCCUGCAUGAUCACAUCAACCUGCAAGUCGGUGCAUUGUACGCCCUGCAGGUUCACUGCAAUGCCAAGGGUUUCCCCAAAGGCAUGCUGCUGCGCUACUUUGUAAACCUUUAUGACAUGGAAAUAAUUGAAGAAGAGGCCUUCCUCUCAUGGAAAGAAGAUGUCAACCAAGAGUAUCCAGGGAAGGGGAAAGCAUUAUUUCAGGUGAACCAGUGGCUGACUUGGCUGGAGACUGCAGAAGAGGAGGAGUCAGAUGGGGAAGAUUACUGAGGAACAAGCCAAAGCCAUGUGUUAUCAAGAUGCAAACCACCCCACCCCAUUGUGGUGUUGUUCUUUGUGUUCCUGUCCCUUUAACCCCAACUCAUUUCCUCCACCCCCCCAUGAAUAUUUUCCAACCACUGUUACAUUUCAUUCUGCUCUGAAAUGUUUUGCCAGAUCAAGCCAGCAUCACGCAAUCUGUAUUUAUGCUUUUCUUUUUUGACUUUCUUAUUUUAUGUACUACAGCAGAUGUGUCAUACAGCUUUCAGUCAUCUUGGAUUAUAUUUUCUUUUAACAGUAGGCAGUAUUGUGCAGGAAACUGUACCAGCACCUAAAUGUGACCCGUUUUAUCACCUUUUACAUCUGGUAAAAGUGCUGCCAUAACUAUUGACAUAAAAACUGUUUACAACAGAGAAAAGAAUAAUAUACUGCAAAGAGACUUUUCUCACUGUUUUAUGUGCAUUUGUUAAUCAUUUUUUUUAGAUGCUCUUUGCUCAACAUCAUGAGUCGUUGCAAUAGAAAGAUCCAGUUGCAGUUUUUGGCUGCCACGAUUGUAAUGGUUUUCUUGUGCUUGAAAGCAGUCCAUUUUGUCCAAAAAUUUAUAAUGAUCUUGAUUUGAUGAUGUCCAACAAUAAUGGCCUGUUUUGUUUGCACAGUAUGAUUGCAGUUGUCCACAUUUUAGUUUGAUGAAUCAAGAGGUUUUUUUUUUUUUUUUUUUUUAUGUACAAAAAUUUUGUGCUGUUAGGAAAGAAUCUGUGUGGCCUUUUUAAUUUAUCAGUUCAUAUGGAUAUACCUCUAAUGUACCUCAAGACUGUACUUGAAUGUCUCUGGUUUUAACAUUGAGACAGCCAAAGCUUAGUUACCUGUGCUACAGUUGUUCAUGUGUGGAAAUUUUGUCAAUUUGCCAUAUCUGUCAAGUUUUUAAAGCGUCUUUUUAAUCUUCAUGAAACUAUCAAGAAUGCACUGUAUGUGUACACUUUAACCUUAUUUUGGCAUCGCUGUAAUGUUAAGUGUACAACUACAGAUCAACUUUAAAUAAAGUUCAAACGGUUCA